CAUUGAUAGGCUGAUUUGCAGGAUGAUUCUAAUAGGGAUGAUGCAACUGGCCGAGGCAAGACUAGACUGUUUGGAGAUUCUUAUAAUAGAUGUUGUCUAAGCACUGGCGUACACCCGGAUGUCUGCAGACAAACAUCGCUCCCCCUGUCGGUUGCUUCGUCUCCCCCACCUUUUCACAUCACUUUGGGCAGUGACCCUUCAAUACGGCUGCUUGGCGCGGACAAGACGGAAUCCCCCCUUCCGACCGGCCGAAAGCACUUACGGUGGAAUAGAAACAGGUUGUUACGCUGUCUGCAGUCCCAGCGCUAUGUGUGGGUGCAACGCACAUGCAAUUUGUGCCCCCGCUCUCUGGGCUGGUAGCGAUCACUUUAAAGGUAAUGCCGUUGUCCUUGAAUCUGAGCAGCGCAAACAUGAUGGAGUGGGCAGUAAACAUGAUGGAAUUUGUACAAGGGAAUGAGGCAAAGCCAAAGUAGC
This is a messenger RNA of Suillus paluster, 474 nucleotides long. RefSeq lists its product as uncharacterized. The coding region runs from base 119 to 457 and encodes 112 amino acids. The transcript has 4 exons. NCBI's taxonomy places the organism in Eukaryota, Fungi, Basidiomycota, Agaricomycetes, Boletales, Suillaceae. The record is from RefSeq and is a predicted model, not a curated record.